Rhinolophus ferrumequinum (greater horseshoe bat) is the source of this 1901-nucleotide messenger RNA. It is a transcript of the gene RGS19, whose product is annotated as regulator of G protein signaling 19. Lineage: Eukaryota; Metazoa; Chordata; Mammalia; Chiroptera; Rhinolophidae. The record is from RefSeq and is a predicted model, not a curated record. The coding region runs from base 718 to 1368 and encodes 216 amino acids. The transcript is spliced from 7 exons.
GCCCCUGCGGGCCCGGGGCCCCGGGGCCGUGUGGGGCGGGAGCCUCGGGAGCCGACUCCGGGAUCUGCACCCCAAGGACUCCCGCCGAGGGGUCCACGUGGACCCUGGGCCGCGGCGGGACUGGAGCCCGUCCCCACCGCGCGCGCGGGGGGAGUCGGCGCUGCAACCGGGUUCCCCUUUUCUGCAGCUCAAAGCUUGGGGAAGUGAUUGCUCAAAGGGGGGGCCGGAAGAACCCAGGUUUCCGCGUCUCCCGCCCCCCUCAGCCUGGUGGGGAGGGACCGAGGCGGGACACCCUGUCCGCCCCCGCCCCGUUGGAUCUGGCAGCCUCUGAGCCCUGCGAGUCGCAGGGGAGGCGCUGCGCCCCCGGCCCCAGCCGAUCGGGGCCCCCGGCGCCGACCUCCCUCCAGAGCGCCGCAGGAGAGUCCCCUGCCGUCUGACUCGAAUCCCUGCUGCUGCAGUGCACGCCCCUUCGGCAGUCAGGGUGGGGGUGCAGACCGAACGUGGCCCCUCCCGCCCCCACCUCGCCUUUGGGUCGCUGAAACUUGACCCCUGAGGGAAAGGCUGUGGGGCUGCUGCUUCCCCAUCUGCUUGCUGGGAGCCCUAGGACCACGUUUGAGGAGGCCCCCAGGAUUUGAGGGAAGCCGGGCAGGUGAACCCCAGGCUGUGGGGAGGGUCCCGGAGCCAGCACCACGGAGCCUGGGUGUCCUGCACCCACCCAUGCCCACCACGCAUGAGGUUGAGAAACAGCACACAGGGCCAGAGGAGGCAGAUCAGCCCCCCUCGAUGUCCAGUCAUGAUGCGGCCCCGCCAGCUGCCUCCAGCCGCAACCCCUGCUGCCUUUGCUGGUGUUGCUGUUGUAGCUGCUGGAAUGAAGAGCGACGGCGGGCGUGGCGGGCCUCCCAGGACAGCAAGCUGCAGCCCCUCCCCAGCUGCGAGGCGUGCAGCACGCCAAGCCCCGAGGAGGUGCAGAGCUGGGCGCAGUCCUUCGACAAGCUGAUGCGCAGCCCGGCGGGCCGCGGAGCCUUCCGGGAGUUCCUGCGCACAGAGUACAGCGAGGAGAACAUGCUCUUCUGGCUGGCCUGCGAGGAGCUCAAGGCCGAGGCCAACCAGCACGCGGUGGACGAGAAGGCGCGGCUCAUCUAUGAGGACUACGUGUCCAUCCUCUCCCCCAAGGAGGUGAGCCUGGACUCCCGUGUCCGGGAGGGCAUCAACAGGAAGAUGCAGGAGCCUUCGGCGCACACGUUCGACGACGCGCAGCUGCAGAUCUACACACUCAUGCACCGGGACUCCUACCCCCGCUUCCUCGGCUCCCCCACCUACCGUGCGCUGCUGCUUCGGGGGGCCCCCCAGUCCUCCCACGAGGCCUAGGCUGCCCGCUGCCCAGCACACUCUGGGGUCACCCUCAUCCGUGGGUGGCAGCAGGUGGCAGGCACACCAGGCCCAGCACUCUGGGGGAGCUCCCAGGCAGGAGCUCCCUCCAUCCAGGGGGCCCGGGGCCCCAGGGUACAGCAAAGAGGCAGGUGUGAGCCUCAGGGCUAGCGGCCCCUCCUGCUGGGGCUCCGCCUGGUGAGAGGAGGGGCCCUCCCAGGAGGCAUCUUGGACCCACCAGCCUCACUAGGGCCCCUCCCCAGGCAGCAGGGGGGGGGGGGCCUGGAGAACACCUUCAGUGGAGAAGAGAAACCCUAUACUGCCUACUUCUGUCAUGGAGAGACUCUCCAACGAGCCUUCUGCACGGACUCAGACCCAGGCCUCAGAACAAGACUCAGGCCAUAGGCCCCAGUUUCUUUUAUGUUCGUUAACUUUAAACCUGGAAACAUUGCUCACUGUGUUUUAUCAAAAAAAGAAAAUGUUUUCAUAUUUAUCUCCAUCCCUCCUCCUCCCAAAAUAGGAUGUCUUAUAAU